Molecule: messenger RNA, 1293 nt
Organism: Fonsecaea erecta
Lineage: Eukaryota; Fungi; Ascomycota; Eurotiomycetes; Chaetothyriales; Herpotrichiellaceae
Exons: 3
Coding region: 1-1293 (430 amino acids)
Biological process (GO): biosynthetic process; L-aspartate catabolic process
Cellular component (GO): mitochondrion
Molecular function (GO): pyridoxal phosphate binding; L-aspartate:2-oxoglutarate transaminase activity
Source: RefSeq, a predicted model, not a curated record
AUGCUCUCGACCCUCCGACCAGCAGCUGCUCGCUCGGCUCUGCGCCACCAAGCUGCGACCGCCACGCAGGCCAUCCGCAUCGCGAACGCAUCGACAUGGGCGAACGUCAAGGAAGGCCCUCCUGAUGCCAUCUUGGGCAUCACCGAGGCCUUCAAGAAGGACAGCUUUCCCGAGAAAAUCAACCUUGGCGUCGGCGCAUAUCGCGACGACAAAGGCAAGCCCUACGUCCUCCCCAGCGUGCGUACCGCCGAGCAGAAGAUCGUCUCCUCGUCCCUCGAUAAGGAAUACGCCGGCAUCACCGGUGUGCCCUCGUUCACAAAGGCCGCGGCGCUGCUCGCCUACGGGCCCAACUCGAAACCCAUCCAGGAAGACCGCGUCGCCAUCACCCAGUCCAUCUCCGGCACCGGCGCGCUGAGAAUAGGCGGCGCUUUCCUCGAACGCUUCUACCCGGGCGCAAAGACUAUCUACAUCCCCACCCCGUCGUGGGCGAACCACAAGGCCGUCUUCUCCGAUUCGGGGCUCGAGGUCAAGCAGUACAAGUACUACAAUAAGGACACCAUCGGGCUGGACUUUGACGGCAUGAUCGCGGACCUCAAGUCCUUCCCCUCUGGCUCCCUCGUCCUACUGCACGCCUGCGCACAUAAUCCCACCGGCAUUGACCCGACACCGGAACAAUGGCAGCAGAUCGCUCAGGUCAUGAAGGAGAAGUCGCACUACCCCUUCUUCGACAUGGCUUACCAGGGCUUCGCGAGCGGUGACACCAACAAGGACGCCUACGCCGUGCGCCACUUCAUCGACCAGGGCCUCGGUCUCUGUCUCUCGCAGUCUUUCGCCAAGAACAUGGGUCUGUACGGCGAACGGGUCGGCGCCUUCAGCAUCGUGUGCGACAGCGCCGAGGAGAAGAAGCGCGUGGAGAGUCAGAUCAAGAUCCUCGUGCGGCCUUUGUAUUCCAACCCUCCGGUCCACGGAGCCCGGAUUGCCAGUGAGAUCCUGAACGAUGCCGGCUUGAACAAGCAGUGGCUCGGCGAGGUCAAGGGCAUGGCCGACCGGAUCAUCGAGAUGAGGGCGCUGUUGAAGAAGAACCUCGAGGAGCUGGGAAGCAAGCACAACUGGGACCACAUUACGAACCAGAUUGGCAUGUUCGCCUACACUGGCCUGAAGCCUGAACAGAUGGACAAGUUGGCAAAAGAACACUCGGUGUACGCGACCAAGGACGGACGUAUUUCCGUGGCGGGCAUCACCACGGACAACGUCAAGAGACUGGCCGAAUCGAUCUUCAAGGUGACUGGUUAA